This is a messenger RNA of Rhipicephalus sanguineus (brown dog tick), 970 nucleotides long. RefSeq lists its product as uncharacterized. The transcript has 6 exons. Bases 164 to 571 code for a protein of 135 amino acids. The record is from RefSeq and is a predicted model, not a curated record. NCBI's taxonomy places the organism in Eukaryota, Metazoa, Arthropoda, Arachnida, Ixodida, Ixodidae.
GUCGAGCCGGCAGUGAUGCACGUGUCGGUGGUGUCUGACUGUUGGCACAACGGACUGUUGACGGCGCUUGAGGCGCAUCGAGAGCUAAUUACGUAAAUCUUCGGCCGGUUGGGACGCGUACAAAGACUAAGAGGAACCAGAGAAGCGCUAACGCCAGAUAAGCAUGAAGAAAUUUUUGUGUUAUUUUGAGCUCCGGACGGGUAACAUCUUCAUCGGAGUGGUGUCGGUGAUACAAAGCAUCUUCAUAAUCCUGGCGGGGUCUGCAUCGUACGCGGAGUCCUCAUUCUCAGAGUUUCACUUGACGUGGAUUUGCAUGGCAUCACUGUUGCUCAUCGUAUCGUUACUCUUCGUCAAGGGAGUUGGUGACAAAAUAUCAGCACUGAUGGUGCCAUGGAUACUGGCCAUGGUGCCAUUCAUUUUGUGGCUCAUCGGAGCGGCUGUCUGGGCUGCCGUGAACCCCAAAAUGAUGGAUCCUGUCAGCUCUACGUUGAUGUUUGCGUUUGCACUUGUCCAGGCGUACUUCUUAUCCUGUGCAGUCUUCUACCACAGAGUACUGGUCAGAGAGCACUGAGAAGCAUACCUGAAAACAAGAAACAAAUCUGCGAAAAACGAAGACGAUGGAGCUACGUCCAGAAGAGACGCGAAACCACGGAGGUGGCUUUGUACUUAAGCUCGACCUUGUAUAUAUUUGCUGCCUACUUUCUGUGCAAAGAUUACUGCGAACAUGGUUUCUCAAUCUUUAUUUAUUACGAAGGCAUCUCCCAUUGUAGUACGUGUUAAAGAAAUCAUUAUCUCUUUUAAAUGCGUAUUUUACACGGAGGGUGAGCGGCGGUGUCAUUUUCACGGGCCGCCUAAUAUUUUCGUAGUUUCGUUUUUCAUCCCAUUACUGUAUGAUAACCAAAUGACCGGAAGUUCGCCAACUACCGUAGUGGAUAAGCGCUGUCUCUUUAAACACCUAUCGAGGAGAUUU